AGGCGGACGGGAGCGAUUGGCGCAGGUCGACGCCAAUGGAAUGACGUCAGCGAUUGGCCUGGAAACGGGGGAGGAGGAGCUCGGGCGCUGGCCACGCCCCCUUGGGUCCCUGGGCGAGAGCGAGGCUGCUGGAGGGCGGCGGGGCGAGGAGGAGGGAGGGAGUGCGACCUGUGGGCAGCUGCUGGGGCGACGCUGCUCGACUCAGCCGUGCCGAAAUUGCAUCUGGUUAAGGACUGAAUUGAUACAUUGUAGCAGAAUAAAGUGAUAUAAUUGCUGCCAAAGAGAUGGCUCUGCCGUUCAAAAAGGAUCUGGAGAAAUAUAAAGAUAUUGAUGAGGAUGAACUUCUUGGCAAACUGAGUGAAGAAGAAUUGAAGCAACUUGAAAAUACCCUUGAGGAACUGGAUCCAGAGCAUGCACUCCUGCCAGCAGGCUUUCGUCAGAAGGACCAGACUGUCAAAUCCCCAACGGGCCCCUUUAAUAGAGAUCAGCUUCUCUUAUUCUUGGAGAAGGAGGCCUUGGAAUACAAGGAUAGAGAAGAUUUUGUGCCUUUCACUGGAGAGAAAAAAGGAAAGUUAUGGAUGCCCAAGCAGAAACCCAUAGAGCAGCAUGUAGAAGAGAAAGUAAUUUUGGAUCCAGAACUGGAAGAAGCUUUGACCAGUGCAUCAGAUACUGAGCUCUGUGACCUUGCAGCUAUUCUAGGAAUGCACACUUUGACCAACACUCAUUACUGUGAUUCAGUUGAUGGAAACAAAGGGGGUUUGAACAAUGUUGUCAAAGGUGAGAAGGUCAAACCUGUUUUGGAUGAACCUCCCAACCCAACAAAUGUAGAAGAAAGUUUACAGCGAAUAAAAGCCAAUGAUCCUGGCCUUGUGGAAGUUAAUCUUAAUAACAUUAAGAAUAUUCCAAUUCCAACGUUAAAAGAUUUUGCGGAAGCUUUGAAAAAGAAUUCUCAUCUGAAGAAGUUUAGUUUGGCAGCGACUCGGAGCAAUGAUCCCAUUGCUUUCGCUUUAGCAGAUAUGCUACGAGUAAAUACAACACUUAGAAGUUUAAAUAUUGAGUCAAACUUCAUCACUGGUGUUGGAAUACAGGCAAUCAUAGAUGCACUGAAAGAAAAUGAAACCUUAAUGGAGAUCAAGAUUGAUAAUCAGCGCCAGCAACUAGGUGCAACAGUUGAAAUGGAGAUGGCACAAAUGUUGGAAACAAACACCUCAGUCUUGAAAUUUGGGUAUCAGUUUAUGCAACAAGGACCGCGAACAAGGGCAGCAGCAGCCAUAACUAAAAACAAUGAUUUGGUUCGCAAAAAGCGAGUUGAAAGAGUUACAUAUUAAUGGUAUUCUGGAGCCUGUGCCUGCCUGGUGCUGUAUUUCAUCCUAUGGAAGAUCCACUACAGUGUAUUGGGCAAGUUGCCAAGCCUAGGUCAAGGCAUUCAUAUAUUUGCUGUCUGGGUAGAAGGGAAAAGACUGGAAUUUAACUCCUCCACUGUUCUAGUAGUAAGUGUAGUUUGACAGUAACUUUUACCCGCAAACAUCACACUUUUUUCUUUAACUUUUUUCAGGUGACCUCAUGAAUAGCACCAAACUAUCUUGAUAUGCAAAAAUGUUAGAUUAAAAUAUCCAGUACAGGAAAAAUGUUUGACUUGAAAUUUGCACUGUGCCCAACAUCAAGUAUUUUUUAAUCUUUUUUAAACUGUAAUUAAAAUUGUGCUAAAAUUAUAGUGUCUUGUGCAGUUAAGUGUAAUUUUUGUACUGCAUUUAAGCUUCCAAUGUAACUCAGACAAAAUACUUUUUUUUAAUUUUGUAUUAAUUAAAAGCUGUAAUGAGGUUUGUUUUGGGACUUUGAUUUGCCUGUACUGUGCAGAGUUAAACCAUGACCACAGAAGGUAUCUGAGUUUCUACAUGAAUGUGGGAAGAACAGUUCAAAUCAAGUCUCAACACAAGUAAUUCUUCGGACUUCCUGCCAAAAAAGCUGCUUGCAAAUGUUAAAUUCAUUGAUAGUCUUCUGCUGCAAAUUAAUUUUAUUACCAAAAUGAUUUGCUUCGAUGGAAACUGUUAGAAGAAAGUAAUAAAAUACUUGUAGAUAAUCUGAAUGGACUAUGGUAGUUGGCACUAGUCAUAACUGUUUAACCAAAGAUCUAUAAAUCUGGACUUUGACAGUUUUAUUCUCCUAAUGUAUUAAGUAUUGAAACCUGCAUACAGUUUCAGUAGGCAAGUUAGAUUCUAUGAAGUACAGAAGCUAAUAGUAUUGGGGAAACAUCUAAACAAUGCCCACACCAGGUGUUAAUGGUUUGUAAAAAAUAAAAAAUGCAAAAGAUCCAUGCCAACUUGCGCUGAAAGCUCUGUGCAGUAAAAAAAAAAGUUAUGCCCCUUUAAAGUUUAUAUUUGCUGAUUAUUUUAAAGUUUGUCUAAUGUUUGUAUAUAUUUAAAAAAAACCUGUGGCAGCAUGACUAAUAUUACAGGAAAUAUUCUGAAUGCUAGAAAAUCCAUGCACAUGCCUGCAUUUUGUGGUAGGUUGCUUAAAGGACCAAGUUGUGAAUGCUGUCUGAAAGUCCUAGGCCUUGAGCGUUUGUGUGGUUAAGCUAUGUUAUGAUAACAUAAUGAAUAGCUAUGUCAUUGUUUGUAAGCCCAUGUAUAAUGUUUUCCUUAUCAGCUAAUGCAUUGCAUUGAUGUGGUGGUUCUUUCAAACAUUCACUUAAUGGGAUUUUAUAAAGUUGUUAACUGCUGAACUGUCUGAAAUUUGAGCUUAAAUCAUACAAAAGAUAUUGUCUGAUCAUGAAUGAGAAUCUGACUUGUGGUAGUAAUUGUUCACAAACUAAAAAUUGAUUGUUUAAUGUAAUUGUAUCACAUACCCUUAUUUCUGAAAUGGCAAAAUGUCCUUGCAGAAGGUGUAGGAUUGUGAUUGUUCUGUUUUAUUGAAUAAUUGGUUACAAUCUAAGUAAAAUGCAUAUCAGAACUAAUCUGUUAAAUGAGGGAAGUUUAUGUAAGAUGCAGUGCUGUGUAUAUUUAAAAUGUACAGCAUUCUACAACAAAACCUGAGGGAUAAUAAAGUUUUUCAUACUUAAA
This is a messenger RNA of Pristis pectinata (smalltooth sawfish), 3059 nucleotides long. RefSeq names its product tropomodulin 2 (gene tmod2). The transcript is spliced from 10 exons. The coding region runs from base 285 to 1328 and encodes 347 amino acids. Gene Ontology annotation, biological process: myofibril assembly; muscle contraction; pointed-end actin filament capping. Gene Ontology annotation, molecular function: tropomyosin binding. NCBI's taxonomy places the organism in Eukaryota, Metazoa, Chordata, Chondrichthyes, Rhinopristiformes, Pristidae. The record is from RefSeq and is a predicted model, not a curated record. Gene Ontology annotation, cellular component: myofibril; striated muscle thin filament.